Messenger RNA from Eubalaena glacialis (North Atlantic right whale), 2169 nucleotides. RefSeq names its product myosin light chain kinase 2 (gene MYLK2). Gene Ontology annotation, molecular function: myosin light chain kinase activity; ATP binding. NCBI's taxonomy places the organism in Eukaryota, Metazoa, Chordata, Mammalia, Artiodactyla, Balaenidae. Gene Ontology annotation, biological process: positive regulation of apoptotic process; protein phosphorylation; intracellular signal transduction. The transcript has 12 exons. The record is from RefSeq and is a predicted model, not a curated record. Gene Ontology annotation, cellular component: nucleus; cytoplasm. Bases 1 to 1848 code for a protein of 615 amino acids.
AUGGCGACAGAAAACGGAGCAGUGGAGCUGGGAAUCCAGAGCCCAUCAACAGACAAGGCACCUAAAGGUGCAGCAGGUGAAGGACCCCCAGCUGCAGAGAAAGACCCUGGUCCCCCAGACCCAGAGAAGGAUCCUGAUCCCCCAAACCCAGAGAAAGAAAUUGGUCCCCCAGACCCAAAGGAAGAACCUCAUCCACUCACCCUGAAGAAAGAUGCUGAAGCCCCAGCCACAGAGAAAGGGGGUGGUACCUUGGCCCAACCCUCAACCAGCAACCAGGACCCCAAGGGAGAAGGACACCUGGGUGGGGGGCCUGCGGAGGGCAGUGCUGGGCAGCCGGCUGCCCUGCCCCAGGAGACCGCGACAGCCGAGGUCAGUGUCAAGAAGCCCGAGGCCAAGCAGGGGACCCCAGGCAGCCAGGACAUCGGAGAACCCAAGCUGCAAAAGAAGGCAGCAGAGGGCCAAGCAGCAGCCAAGAGGGGCCCACCCGCCUUUCUGCACAGCCCCAGCUGCCCUGCUGCCAUCUCGAGCCCUGAGACGCCGCUGGCUGAGAAGCCCCCAGAUGAGGCAUCAGAACUCAUCUUUGAAGGGGUGCCCGUGACCCCAGGCCCCACGGAUUCUGAGCCAGCCAAGGUAGCAGAAGGAGAGAAGAACCUCCCAGAAGGCAGCCAGAAGGAAACAGAAGAGAAGGCUCCAGGCCAGGCUGGCCAGGCUGAGGUGCAAGGGGACACCUCGAGGGGGAUCGAGUUCCAGGCUGUUCCCUCGGAGAGAUCGGAGGUGGGACAGGCCCUCAGUCCCACAGCGAGGGAGGAGGACUGCUUCCAGAUUUUGGAUGAUUGCCCGCCACCCCCGGCCCCAUUCCCCCACCGCAUCGUGGAGCUGAGGACUGGGAACAUCAACCGUCAGUUCAGCCUGAACUCCAAGGAGGCACUGGGCGGUGGCAAGUUUGGAGAAGUCUGUACCUGCACAGAGAAAGCCACAGGCCUCAAGUUAGCAGCCAAGGUCAUCAAGAAACAGACACCCAAAGACAAGGAAAUGGUGAUGCUUGAGAUCGAGGUUAUGAACCAGCUGAACCACCGCAACCUGAUCCAGCUCUAUGCAGCCAUUGAGACCUCGCAUGAGAUCGUCCUCUUCAUGGAGUACAUCGAGGGCGGCGAGCUCUUCGAGAGGAUUGUAGACGAGGACUACCAUCUGACUGAGGUGGACACCAUGGUGUUUGUCCGGCAGAUCUGCGACGGGGUCCUCUUCAUGCACAAGAUGAGGGUUCUGCACCUGGACCUCAAGCCAGAGAACAUCCUGUGCGUCAACACCACGGGCCAUUUGGUGAAGAUCAUUGACUUCGGCCUGGCACGGAGGUAUAACCCCAACAAGAAGCUGAAAGUGAAUUUUGGGACCCCAGAAUUCCUGUCACCUGAGGUGGUGAAUUACGACCAAAUCUCCGAUAAGACAGACAUGUGGAGCCUGGGGGUCAUCACCUACAUGCUGCUGAGUGGCCUCUCCCCCUUCCUGGGAGACGAUGACACCGAGACCCUGAACAACGUUCUAUCGGGCAACUGGUACUUUGAUGAGGAGACCUUUGAGGCUGUGUCAGACGAGGCCAAAGACUUUGUCUCCAACCUCAUCGUCAAGGACCAGAGGGCCCGGAUGAACGCUGCCCAGUGCCUCGCCCACCCAUGGCUCAACAAUCUGGCAGAGAAAGCCAAGCGCUGUAACCGACGCCUCAAGUCCCAGAUCUUGCUUAAGAAAUACCUCAUGAAGAGGCGCUGGAAGAAAAACUUCAUUGCUGUCAGUGCUGCCAACCGCUUCAAGAAGAUCAGCAGCUCAGGGGCACUGAUGGCUCUGGGGGUCUGAGCCCCAGGAGCAGCUGAGGCCUGGACGCAGCCACACAGUGGCCGGGGCUGAGGCCACACAGCCCAGAAGGCCGGAGCAGACGGGCCAGAUCGCCGGGGCUGACUGGCCAGGACAAGGUUGCACCAGGCUGGGAGGCUCGGGGCUCCCAUGCCCCCGUGCAGUGACUGCUUCCCCGACGUGAGCUGCCUCGGAUAUGGCCUGACUCCAUCCUGCUAAUGCCUCCCCAGACAGGGCUCCGGCCCAUCAGCCACAGCCCAGAUGCCACGGGCCCUGCUGAGACGCCACCCGGCUCACCUUCUUGGAACUGCUGCUCUGGUGACC